AUGCCUCUGGUCAAUCGUCCUGUCAUACUCCCUUCCAUGAGAGAGAAAACCUACGCACUCGCAGCGCGAGCUGUUAAUUCGUCCGAAGCCGCUGCAUUGGGAGGCAAAAAGGCGUUGACGCCUAUUAUCGCUGGGAGCGUAUGCGGUGGGGUCAUGAUCUUAGCCUGGAUGAUUGGCUUCGCGAUAUAUUUCAGGAAGCGUUACAGAAGAAAGCUUCGGAAUCGACUGAUUGCGGAGGGCAAGGCCGCCCCGCGAGAGAAGGACUUAAAGAUGUUGCAGGAUAAGGUCGUGAUUCCCCCAGACCCCGCGGUCCUUCUAGGCCAUCGGAAACCUGGAGAAAUGGUGUACCCGGAAAGGGAGCACUCGCAAGAGGGUCGCCAUCGUCUUCCUAGGUCUCACCAGGCAUCCCAUCUCAACACUCCCAAUGGCAAAGCUGGCACUUCUAAUCGUCUUCCAACUCCAUCCGGAGGACAUAAUCGCGAUUCAUCGAGCGACUCGGAUGUCGAUGUUGAGGAAGAAAUGGCAGCACCGCCAAAAGUUUGA
Molecule: messenger RNA, 543 nt
Organism: Cyclocybe aegerita
Lineage: Eukaryota; Fungi; Basidiomycota; Agaricomycetes; Agaricales; Hemipholiotaceae
Source: the annotation of a GenBank genome assembly